Papaver somniferum (opium poppy) is the source of this 2010-nucleotide messenger RNA. RefSeq names its product bifunctional purple acid phosphatase 26-like. Gene Ontology annotation, molecular function: metal ion binding; acid phosphatase activity. The transcript is spliced from 10 exons. The coding region runs from base 157 to 1605 and encodes 482 amino acids. The record is from RefSeq and is a predicted model, not a curated record. NCBI's taxonomy places the organism in Eukaryota, Viridiplantae, Streptophyta, Magnoliopsida, Ranunculales, Papaveraceae.
AACAAAAUUAAUCUGUGGGUGGGUAACAUGAUUGAUGAUGAUGAUAUGAACCAGUUUAUAUCUUCUUUCGGUUAAAGCAACCAACAACUUACUGCAUAAAUCGCCACCACCACCACAACUGUCCACAAACCACCUCUCAGCUCAGGCUAAGGAAUCAUGUUUGGGAGUACGAGUGGAUGGACUUUGUCAUUGCAGCUUUUACUCGUUUGUGCAGUUUUAUUGAGCUGUACGGAGGAUAGCAAAGCAGGGCUUACUAGUACUUUUAUACGUAAGCAAUGGCCGUCUAAAGACAUUCCUCUUGAUAAUGAAGUAUUUGCAGUUCCUAAAGGUCAUAAUGCGCCUCAACAAGUGCAUAUUACCCAAGGUGAUUAUGAUGGGAGGGCAGUCAUAGUUUCAUGGGUUACAACUGAAAUUCCUGGACCAAGCAAAGUGCAAUAUGGGAAGUCUGAGGAACAACUCCAGUGGAGUGCUGAGGGAACAAUCACAAACUACACAUUUUACCAGUAUAAAUCUGGCUACAUUCAUCAUUGCCUUGUCGAUGGUCUUGAGUAUGACACCAAAUACUACUACAAGAUUGGAAUGGGUGAUUCUGCUCGAAAAUUUUGGUUUCACACACCUCCAAAGAUUGAUCCAGAUGCUGCUUACACUUUUGGAAUUAUUGGUGAUUUAGGCCAGACCUAUAAUUCUCUUUCAACCCUCGAGCAUUAUAUGCAAAGUAAAGGACAGGCAGUGCUAUUUCUUGGAGAUCUUUCUUAUGCGGAUAGAUAUACAAAGAACGACAUUGGUAUCAGGUGGGACUCAUGGGGCCGCUUUGCUGAGCGUGUCGCUGCAUAUCAGCCAUGGAUUUGGACAGUUGGAAACCACGAAAUCGAUUACAUGCCUGAGCUGGGAGAAGUUCGCUCUUUCAAGAAUUUUAUGCAUAGAUACACUACACCUUUCCUGGCUUCAAAGAGUAGCGAGCCUCUUUGGUAUGCAAUCCGACGUGCUUCUGCUCAUAUUAUAGUACUAUCAAGCUAUUCUCCAUUCGUGAAGUACACCCCUCAAUGGUGGUGGCUCCAAGAAGAACUUGCCAGAGUGGACAGAGAGAAGACACCUUGGCUUAUUGUUCUUAUGCAUGUACCUCUUUACAACAGUAAUGAAGCGCACUUCAUGGAGGGUGAAAGUAUGCGUGUCGCGUUUGAGAGUUGGUUUGUACAAUAUAGAGUUGAUUUCAUCUUUUCCGGCCAUGUUCAUGCUUACGAAAGAUCAUAUCGAAUUUCCAACAUCAACUACAAUGUAUCAGCUGGUGAUCCUUAUCCCGUGCCUGACAAGUCAGCUCCUGUUUACUUAACCGUUGGUGAUGGAGGAAAUCAAGAAGGUCUUGCAUCAAGGUAUAAGGAUCCACAACCAGAAUAUUCUGCAUUCAGGGAAGCCAGUUAUGGUCAUGCUACUUUGGAGAUAAAGAAUCGUACGCACGCAUUGUACCAUUGGAACCGCAAUGAUGACGGCCAAAAAGUAACAACAGAUACUGUUAUGUUCCUCAAUCAGUACUGGGCAAGCCAUUUGCAUAGGAGAAGAAGGAGACUCGAGAAAAGAGGUUUGAAAAGCUUCACUGCCUCAUAUUAAUACAGCAAUCUUAACAUGGUCUACUCCAGAAGGUUAUAAUUUGGUUUGCUAGUGGUGGAAGAAGAAGAGCAUAAAUACAUUUGCAUACUGAGCAACAUGUUUUUUCCAAUUGAUGGAAAUAAUUGAAUCUGGAUGUUGUAUCAUGUUAUAAAUCCUCUGAAGUUUGUGUGUGGAUAUCCUCUACCUGCUCUUCUGCUUAUAGGAUUGCAAAAUCCUUGUGGGUUCCCCGAUAAUAUUGCAAACUAGUUUAAUGUACUUUCCUUGUAGAUCAGUAGUCUUCAGUUCUUUAAGGAGUCCGUUAGGUCCAAAAUAUGUUGUGCAUUUAUGUAUUUGUGAUUGAAGUAUUCUGAAUAAGAAAUUGUUUUAUGUGAACAUGAAUCACAUGAUGCUAUUGAUGGUGGCGAA